AUGACCGCCAGCACCUCCUCCACCCCCAUGGCCACCAUCCCCAUGGCCACCACCACCAUGGGCAUCACCACCAUGGCCAUCACCACCAUGGCCACCACCACCAUGGCCACCACCACCAUGGCCACCACCACCAUGGCCACCACCACCAUGGCCACCACCUCCACCAUGGCCGCCACCACGUCCCUUGCCAUUACCGCACUGCCGCUACCAGGUCUCCUCCUCCCCUGCUCCACCACGACCAGGACCACCAUCCACUCCUCGUCGCCAGUCCCUAGCCAACACGACGGACGGCGGCAACCACACUUCUUGGCAGGGGCGGUGCCCCCACCGCCUCGUCGUGGUGGACAGCUCCGCGUGCUCCCCUCGUCGUCAAGACGAGCAUGGGCACAAGCGUUUCGGCGAGCACUGCACCCACCACACGUCGUCCUGCCCGCAGCUCGAGCCGUGAUUCUCGUCCAGGCAUGCCGUCGUGCACCGCCGACACAUGCCGAUGGGCCUCUCCGGGGCCCGCCGCUCCGCUCCGCUCCAUACGCUGGCCGAUGGGGGGGCGCAAACGUCGACGAGAUAAGAGUCGAUGUGUCGCAAUUUGGCCGAGCGAGGCACCGCCCACCGUUGCACCGAGCGCCGGGCAUCACAGCAUGCAGGUGCUCGUGUUUCUCCUGGCCUACGGCGACACCGUCACGACUCCCACGGCCAUUCCCCUUCGACGAGCGUGCCUUGCUGUCAAGCGAGCCAAAGACAAUUCGGACGGGCGCGCUGGCGUCUGAAACAAGAUCAUCGUCGGCAUCGUAG
Drechmeria coniospora is the source of this 792-nucleotide messenger RNA. RefSeq lists its product as uncharacterized. The transcript has a single exon. The record is from RefSeq and is a predicted model, not a curated record. Lineage: Eukaryota; Fungi; Ascomycota; Sordariomycetes; Hypocreales; Ophiocordycipitaceae. The coding region runs from base 1 to 792 and encodes 263 amino acids.